This is a messenger RNA of Hyla sarda, 2052 nucleotides long. RefSeq names its product cyclin dependent kinase 7 (gene CDK7). The transcript has 12 exons. The record is from RefSeq and is a predicted model, not a curated record. Gene Ontology annotation, molecular function: RNA polymerase II CTD heptapeptide repeat kinase activity; cyclin-dependent protein serine/threonine kinase activity; ATP binding. The coding region runs from base 353 to 1114 and encodes 253 amino acids. Lineage: Eukaryota; Metazoa; Chordata; Amphibia; Anura; Hylidae. Gene Ontology annotation, biological process: positive regulation of transcription by RNA polymerase II; protein phosphorylation. Gene Ontology annotation, cellular component: nucleus; transcription factor TFIIK complex; cytoplasm.
AUCACAGGUGAACACUAGAGUUAACAUCGUAAUAAAAACAAGUGUCUGCAUCUGCGGGACGGAAUCUAGGCCCACUGUCGUACAAAAAUCACCAGCAAUAUGGCGUCGCUCGCUUUGGCCUCUAGCGGUGAAACGUGUGUUUGCCACAGUCUACAAAGCGAGGGAUAAGAACACUGAUAACAUUGUAGCGAUUAAAAAGAUUAAACUGGGGCACAGAGCAGAAGCCAAUGAUGGUAUAAACAGGACUGCAUUGAGGGAAAUAAAGCUCCUACAAGAGCUGAGCCAUCCAAACAUAAUAGGUCUCUUGGAUGCCUUUGGCCACAAGUCAAACAUAAGCUUAGUGUUUGAUUUCAUGGAAACAGAUCUAGAGGCUAUUAUAAGGGACACAAGCUUGGUCUUGACACCAGCGCAUAUUAAGUCUUAUAUGCUAAUGACUUUGCAAGGUCUGGAGUAUUUACAUCAUUUGUGGAUUCUGCAUAGGGAUUUGAAACCAAACAAUUUGCUUCUGGAUGAGAAUGGUGUCCUUAAACUGGCUGACUUUGGUCUGGCAAAAUCAUUUGGAAGUCCAAACAGAGUUUACACUCAUCAAGUAGUAACAAGGUGGUACCGGUCGCCAGAGUUACUGUUUGGUGCCAGGAUGUACGGUGUAGGGGUGGACAUGUGGGCAGUGGGUUGUAUUCUAGCAGAACUCUUGCUAAGGGUCCCAUUUCUGCCUGGAGAUUCGGAUUUGGAUCAACUUACAAAAAUAUUUGAGACUUUGGGCACUCCAACAGAGGAUCAGUGGCCUGGUAUGUCAAGUUUACCAGAUUACGUCACUUUUAAGAGUUUUCCGGGGACCCCACUCCAUCUUAUAUUCAGCGCAGCAGGAGAUGACCUCCUUGAGCUUCUACAGGGAUUAUUCACUUUCAACCCUUGCACAAGAUGCACAGCUUCACAAGCAUUACGGAAAAAAUAUUUUGGUAACAGACCUGCACCAACACCUGGUCACUUAUUACCAAGACCUAACUGUUCUGUGGAAGCACUGAAAGAGCAGCAAAACCUUUCCCUAGGUAUCAAAAGGAAACGUGUGGAUGGCCCUGAACAAAAGGACAUUGUGAAAAAGUUAAACUUCUGAAUAAAGACAUCUCCCUGUUUCUACCAUAAAGAAUCGCUGCUAGAACCGAGACUAUGGACAUGGUGACCUAUACUGAACUUGAAGAUCAACUUUGUAAUAUAUUGUAUAAUAGUACUUCUCACUACUGUUGAUACCAAUAGUUUUUGUUAAUAUUUUUUUUAACCUUAGCUGACUUGUAAAAAAAAAAAAUCUUCUCAAAGGAUUCAUGAAUAUUAAUACAUUUAUUUAUUCUUGGAGCUGCAGUUUUAUUGGACUAAUCGCUGAGAACGAAUUAUACAGGUUUGGCUCUAAAUUUGCUGCAGUAAAAUCUCUUCUUGUUAACACCUGAAACUCUGGAAAUGCAGCAAAUGUCUUUGUGUUUUUUUGUUUUUUUUAAAUGCACAAAUAAUUUUUUUUGUCUCAUAUUGCAAUCCAAAGUGUGAACGUUAGAAUUUUACAUGUCCUGGUGAUUAGUCCGUACUCCUUCCUCCGCAACAAUGAAAUGGAACCUCUUCUCUGAUGAAAUAACCAGAAAUUCUCUGCAGGAUAUCUACAAUGCUGUUUGCUUCUCCAACAUGCAGAAUGAAUUGUGUGUGCACAGAAUUAUUCUCUGUAUACUUGUAGUAGUUACUUUUAAGCUCUAUUGUUCCUUUUUUAAAGGGAUAUUCUCAUUUCAGCAUGUUAUCUUCGAUUCUAGUGGUUCCCAACCAGGGUCCCUCCAGCUGUUGCAAAACUACAACUCUCAGCAUGCCCGGACACUGAUUUAAAGUAAUAAUUUACAACAUUUUGAACUGUCCUGCCAAUGAGUAUGAGAAUUGACAUUUUAGGGGAUGUUCACAGCUUUGCAGUUUACUUAUAUUAUGCAAUCUGCAGUAUCCUUAGAGCUGUAUAUAUGGACGCGGCUGCACGUAGAUUCGUUUAGUGCCACCAGACCCCCAUAGCCAUCUUCUAGGACAGUG